Messenger RNA from Zea mays, 1996 nucleotides. Its product is annotated as ATP binding protein. Gene Ontology annotation, biological process: protein phosphorylation. The record is from RefSeq and is marked validated. NCBI's taxonomy places the organism in Eukaryota, Viridiplantae, Streptophyta, Magnoliopsida, Poales, Poaceae. Gene Ontology annotation, molecular function: ATP binding; protein serine/threonine kinase activity.
AAAACAGAAUUCCACGACGUCUCACCUGCACACGCGCUCGUCGUCGUCUCAUCGGCGCUUGCUGCGACAACUCACGCCGGUGGCUUGAGCGCGCCAUCGACCAGGGUUGUUACACCAAGCGAUGGCGGCGGUGGCCGGGGAUGGUGGUGGUGGGCCCGAGGAGGGCGUCGGCGAGAGCUCGUCCCCGCCUCGCAACCCCGUGCUCGCGCCCGCACCCGCUGCCUCUGGCGGGAGCGGGAGCGGUGGCGGCGGCCGCGGAGGUGGCCUCCGGGACAUCUGCCGCGAGGUGUUCGAGCGCCUCGUCAACGAUGGCCACAGGGCGGGCUCCGAGCUCCUUGCCCAGCUCGAGGCCCACUUCAAUCGACUCCCCAUCAGCUACAAGCUGGAUGUGAAUAUUGACAAAGCAGAAGAUGUGUUAAUCCAUCAGAAAGUUUUGGCAGAAGCACAGGAUCCUGAUAGGCGCCCAGCAUUCACUGUCCGUUUCCUCAGGCUUGAAGAGGUAAAUGUGGACGAGACAACUAACUCUGAUGCACAUGAAGAAGGGGCUGAUAUUGGUGAAGCUCUUUCUACCAGGUCAAAGACAUCAUAUGCACACAUUCAUGAGAUACUAUUCUCCACCAAGGAUAAACCCAAGCUCCUGAGUCAGUUGUCUGCUUUGCUUUCUGACAUUGGACUGAACAUCAAGGAGGCACAUGUGUUCUCAACAACAGAUGGUUAUUCUCUUGAUGUUUUUGUUGUUGACGGUUGGCCCGUUGAGGAAACUGAUGGUUUGCAUAAGGCACUAGAAGUAUCAAUUUUGAGAAAUGAGGGUUCCUGGUCUGGCUCUGAAUCCUCAGCUUCCAAAAGAUCACUGCCAUUCCUAGCACAGGAUUUUGAAUCAGAUAUUGACACAAGACUUCUGAAGCUUGUAAAUAAGAUUGCUUCUGGAUCUUGUGGGGACAUGUUUCUUGGGACCUACAGUGGUGAGGAGGUUGCUGUUAAAGUUCUUAAUCCUCAGAAUUUGAACAAAAAUGUAUGGAGUGAAUUUAAGCAAGAAAUCAACAUGUUAAGGGAAGUUGAUCAUCCGAAUAUUGUCCGAUUCAUUGGUUCAUGCACAAAGCCACCUCAGUUUUACAUAAUUACAGAGUGCAUGUCUAGAGGAAGUCUGUUUGAUUUCUUGCACAAUGAGCAUAAUGUGUUGGACCUCCCAACGCUUCUGAAGUUUGCACUAGAUGUAUGCCAAGGGAUGUCCUACUUGCAUCAGAAAGGCAUUAUCCACAGAGAUUUAAAGUCUGGCAACCUUUUAUUGGAUAAAAAUGAUGUUGUUAAAGUAGCCGAUUUUGGUCUAGCUCGUUUUCAGGAUGGAGGGGGUGAUAUGACUGCUGAAACUGGGACCUAUAGAUGGAUGGCACCUGAGGUUAUAAAUCAUCAGCCCUAUGACAGCAAAGCAGAUGUAUACAGUUUUGCUCUUGUACUUUGGGAGCUCAUGACAUCCAAGAUUCCAUAUAAUACCAUGACCCCCCUCCAAGCAGCUGUUGGUGUGAGGCAGGGAUUGCGACCACAAAUUCCAGAAAAUACGCAUCCGAGGCUCAUAAACUUGAUGCAGAGAUGUUGGGAAGCUACUCCGACUGAUCGCCCUUCAUUUGAGGAGAUCAUUCCUGAACUAGAGGAUAUCCAGGCACAAGCACAGAGAACAUCAGGGGAAACGAGCCAGACAGAGGAGGACCACUCAUGCAGUAAAGAUUGAUUGACCCCCUCUGUACAUACAUGUUGACAAUUCUCUCAUCUGAUCACUAAAAUGCUGAGAAAGUAGCAUAUCAUCAGUUUUGAUGCCAUAGAAAAAAAGUAGCGAAUCAUUUUGUCAAGUUUUGUCAGAACCUUUUGGGGCCGACGGCCAAAGCUCUUGGUAUUAUCCUUGCUUCACUCUUAGGUCCCAUUUUUCUUGAUAUGAUGAUAUCUUUGAGUUGCGGCUUGAUAUAUGUGAAUAUUUGAAUGAGAAAUUUACUGCUGCUUGUCA